UUUUGGGAUAGUGAUGACCAACUUGUCAAGAGUACGUCGCAGAACUCGUAGUGUGAAUGUCACUUUUAAAGAUGCCACAAGUCCUAGAUCAGCUUCGAGCAGAUCUCCAGAUUCUAUACCAAGGAGAUCACUGUCACAUAAAAGGCAAGAUGAGGCAGCUGGCAUAGAAGGGGAUACUGAUACUGAUGAUGAGCUUUUUCAGCACAGUCAGUCACAACGCACUCGGGGACAGUGUGGUAAAAAUCAGAAAAGUGUUAGGAAAAAUGUCUAUAUGAUGAAUGGUGAUGAUCUGGGAGAUGAAGGACUUGUGGAAGAUGAGAUAGGUAAGUUAUACAAUAUUGCAGUUACUAUGGAACCCAGGUCUACUAGAACAGGUCAUGAAUUGGAGCGGAAUCAUGUAGUAGAUUCUAAGCACCCAUAUCCCCAAAAUGCUAUGCUCUUGAAGAAAUCGAAUAUGAGUUAUGAGAUUGAGGAGGAAGUAGCAAACAAAAUGAGCUAUACCUUUUAA
This is a messenger RNA of Macrobrachium nipponense, 508 nucleotides long. RefSeq lists its product as uncharacterized. The transcript has 2 exons. The record is from RefSeq and is a predicted model, not a curated record. The coding region runs from base 14 to 508 and encodes 164 amino acids. Lineage: Eukaryota; Metazoa; Arthropoda; Malacostraca; Decapoda; Palaemonidae.